Molecule: messenger RNA, 1270 nt
Organism: Closterium sp. Naga37s-1
Lineage: Eukaryota; Viridiplantae; Streptophyta; Zygnematophyceae; Desmidiales; Closteriaceae
Source: the annotation of a GenBank genome assembly
ACCCGAACCAGGCACCAAGACAGACGAUGCAGCAACACCAAUCACGAGCGGGUACAACACGAAGCGCAACGAGUUUGACCCGGAAUACGACAACGAGGCAGAGGCUCCGCUGGCUGAGCUGGAAUUCAAAGAGUCGGACUCGAGCGUGGACAGACAGCUCAAGAUCAAGAUGCUUCACAUAUACUACUCCAGGCUGGAAGAGCGGUCCCGGCGCAAGGCCUUUAUUUUGGAACGUGGGUUGCUGGACCCGAGAAGAGUGGAUGGGACGAUUCGACCCGAAACCAGCAGCAGAAGGAACAGGGACAGGGACAGGGCGGAUGAAAGCAAGAGAGAGGAGGGGGCGGAGGGGGGGAACAGGGGAGGGGAAAGGGAAGGGGAAGCUGUGGGGGAGAUGGGGGCAGAGGGGGGAGAUGGUGGGGUGGAGAAGGGGGAAGGAGGAGGGAAACGCGGAGGGAAGCGAGGAGGCGACGGGGAGAGGAGAAGGUCGAAGGAGGAGAGGGAGAUGUUUCUGCGGUGCCGCGUGUUUGCUCGGUUUCUCAGUGCAGAAGAGCACGAGGGGCUGGUGCAGAGCUUGACCCAAGCGCAGAGGCUUAGAGACAGAGUGGCCGUGCUACAGGAACUCAGAGCAGCAGGGUGCAAGUCACUGGCAGAGGGUCGUCGGUUCAUCCAGGCUCAUUACAAGGACAACCCUGCCGCUGCCGCUGCUGCUAUUGCAUGCCUUCCACCCUCCGCCACAGCCAUCAGCACAGCAUCAUCAGGAGGCGCUUCAGCAGCUCUUGACAUCUCCUCCCACCCAGGAUGCGACCUGCUGUCACCCAAGGAGCGUGAGCUGUGCACACACAUGCGCCUGCUGCCAGCACACUACCUCUGGGCCAAGCAGGUCAUCUUGCAACAAGCAGCCCUCUCAGGAGGGGCCAUCUCACGAGCAGCGGUCCACCGACUCUUCCGCCUGCCUCCAGCCACCACUGAUGCCAUCUUCAGGCUCUUGCUGGGCGCUAGAUGGAUAGCUGAAGCUGGAGGCAACAAUGCUGCUGGGGGAAUGGGAGGGGCGAUGGGAGGGGGGAAGGGGGGGGGGAUGGGAGGGGGGAUGGUGAAACAGGAAGGGAUAUCUUUGCCCCUCCAGCCACCGUUGAUGCCCUUUUCAGGCUUUCUGCUGGGGUUUGGCUGGAUAUCUGAAGCUGGGGGGCCUAGUGCUGGUGGGGGAAGGGAUGGGGGGAUGGAUGGAGGAAUGUGGGGAGCAAUGGUGAAUCAGGGAAGGGAUGUGAUGUGA